Maudiozyma barnettii is the source of this 1458-nucleotide messenger RNA. It is a transcript of the gene GAS5, whose product is annotated as 1,3-beta-glucanosyltransferase. Gene Ontology annotation, cellular component: cytoplasm; fungal-type cell wall. Bases 1 to 1458 code for a protein of 485 amino acids. The transcript has a single exon. Gene Ontology annotation, biological process: fungal-type cell wall (1->3)-beta-D-glucan biosynthetic process. The record is from RefSeq and is a predicted model, not a curated record. NCBI's taxonomy places the organism in Eukaryota, Fungi, Ascomycota, Saccharomycetes, Saccharomycetales, Saccharomycetaceae. Gene Ontology annotation, molecular function: 1,3-beta-glucanosyltransferase activity.
AUGCGUCUAAGUAAUAUAAUACAGUCUGUACUUAGCGUAGCAGCACUUUCAAACAUCGCUAUUGCUGCUGAUUCUAACUCUACUUCCAACUCCACCGCUCCAAUUACUAUCGAUGGUAAUGCCUUCUAUAACUCUGCCACUAAGGAAAGAUUCUAUAUUAGAGGUGUAGACUACCAACCAGGUGGUUCUUCUAACCUAACAGAUCCUUUGGCUGAUGCUGACAUCUGUGGUCGUGAUGUUCCUGUAUUCAAGGAUCUAGGUAUCAACACAGUCAGAGUAUACACCGUGGACAACUCUCUUGAUCAUACCGAAUGUAUGAAAUUGUUGUCCGAUGCAGGUAUCUAUUUGAUUCUAGACGUUAACACCCCGACUUCUGCCAUUUCAAGACUGAAUCCAAGUUGUUCUUAUAACGCGGACUACUUACAAAACGUGUUUGCUACUAUCGAUACUUUUGCCACUUACGAUAACGUUCUAGGGUUCUUUGCUGGUAACGAAGUCAUUAACAGUGAUAACACUACUAAUACUGCAACAUACGUCAAGGCCGUCGUUAGAGACAUGAAGAAAUAUAUUAAGGCAAGAAACUAUAGAACCAUCCCCGUCGGUUACUCUGCUGCUGAUAUUGUAGCCAAUAGAGCUCUAAGUGCCCAAUAUUUCAAUUGUGGUGAUGAUGCCGAUGCUAGAAUUGACAUGUUUGGUGUAAAUGAUUAUUCUUGGUGUGGUCCUUCAUCCUUUGGUGUGUCUGGUUACGCAACAAAGAUGCAAUUAUACAAAAACUACUCUAUUCCAAUCUUUUUAUCCGAAUUCGGUUGUAAUAAAGUUGUAUCAAACAGACCAUUCACCGAAAUUGAAUCCAUUUACUCUACACAAAUGAGUAGUGUUUUCAGUGGUGGUCUAGUCUACGAAUACUCCAACGAAACUAAUAACUAUGGUUUAGUGAAAAUUGAUUCAGACGGUACCAGUGUCACUAAGUUGACCGAUUACGAAAACUUGAAGAGCGAAUACGCCAAGGUUUCCAACCCAACUGGUGACGGUGGCGCCUAUGCUGGUAAUGAUUACUCUACUUGUCCAGAUUAUGAAAAGGAUACUUGGGAAGCUAAUAACACUUUGCCUGAUAUGCCUACUGCUGCUUCUGCCUACUUCAAGAGUGGAGCAGGUGAACCAAUGGGUACUUUUAUCUCCACGCAGAACAGUUGUCAUGAUGACGAUGAUGACGAUAUUGUAAGUUUGUCUAGUGUUGCUUCUUCUUCUUCCUCAGCUGUUGAAUCCAGCUCUUCAUCCGAAGCAGAAUCUACGUCGACUUCUAGCACAACCACCAUGUCUUCCAGCACUGUAGCAUCAUCUACUUCAUCUUCCAGCUCGAAGUCCAGCAAGUCUAAACAUUCUAAAGGCGCUGCUGGUACUUUAGAAAUCCCAGCAAUUUUCCAAUUGUUAUCUCAAACUUUUGGCUACAUAUUGUAA